Messenger RNA from Schizosaccharomyces japonicus yFS275, 850 nucleotides. RefSeq lists its product as hypothetical. Lineage: Eukaryota; Fungi; Ascomycota; Schizosaccharomycetes; Schizosaccharomycetales; Schizosaccharomycetaceae. The record is from RefSeq and is a predicted model, not a curated record. Bases 1 to 789 code for a protein of 262 amino acids. The transcript has a single exon.
AUGUUCACAAAACUUCUAUUCACGGCACUCAUAACUGCCAUUUCUGUGUUUCCAGUCAGGGCAAAUUCUUCGCUUCCGUACACAUUCAGCAUUCCUCCUAGUAAUACCGGGCUGGAUAUUCUUGGUCCACCUUAUGAUAGUAUCUUUGUCGAUCUGAAUUAUCCCGCUACUGGCGUCUAUCUCACCAAUUGGACUGUUUUGAUGAAACUUGUGAACAGUCAGGACUAUUAUGGAGCUGCCUCGGUGUACUUCCAAUACGAUCAACCCUAUGACACCUAUGAAUCGGUGUAUGAGCAUUCACUCAAACAGACUAUUGCGGAAAAAAAUGACGUCGAAUUCUAUCAACGCUACAACAACUUGCUCACCGCCGUUAAAACACUGGGCCGCUACCCACUUCCCAGUGAUGCUAUUCCUUUUAUUAUUCCGGUUACUGAUAAUACCACCAUUUCGAAGAGAGAUGAUCGCCAUUGCAGUUGGAACCAUCAUGCCCUGAUCGACAAUUGUCAGUUGGCGAUCGACGGUAUUGAGGAACAUUCUUAUACAUUUGAGAAAUGGAAGCAUAGUCAGUUUGUAAAUUCUGCAUGGGGCUGUUACAUAACAGUCGAUCUGACUGACGCGGAAAUGGUGGAAUUCGCUAACGCAUCAAUUAUCAAACGGGAUGCGCAACAAACUUUAAUACACUGCGCCAAUCGUCAGGCUCGUGAUCUUGGUUAUACUGUAAGUGGUUUCAAACUUGAUGAGGGCAACCAUCUGAAGGUUUGUGUCAGUGACCGAGGCGCUGGCUGUUAAUAAGGUUUACAUAACUUACUUGAUUCGCUCGUUUUUAAAAUAUCACUUCAUUUAAUUUGUA